AUGAACUUCGCCAUCAACUGGUUCCUAGCCGCCUGGUUCAUAAGCAAAAGUGUCUCGCCGGCCUCCGCGCAGACAUCAAACACCUCUUCCCUUGACAGCUGCCCGCACGACAUCCAAAGAAUUGCCAACGGGCGCGCAAAAUUCAACUCGACCGGCAGGACGGCGUUCAACCUCGGCCAGGAUGAUGACUGGCAACUGUCGUACAGCCUGCAGGACAUGCGCGCCGAGAACUACAGGGCCGGCAAUCGGGUUACCAUGCAGUAUCUGAGCACCUUUCUCAGCGUCCCCGCGUCGUUCAUCGGCAGCCCACGCGGCAGCCACACCAGGAUCUGCUCCUACAGGAUGCCGGGCCAGAAUAAGACGCUAGACGACCGGUCUGAGGGCGCUUCGGGGUCGUGCGAGGGCGUGUUGAGCGACGAGUGCAUCCAGGCUCUCCUACUCGCGCCACCGCCUGUAGAGGACGACUGUCCCUGGAUAGACCCGACUGAAGCUUGCGGCUUUGGAGUCAUCGUCGGCCGUGGUUCGUUUUCUAUUUCCUAG
This is a messenger RNA of Colletotrichum higginsianum IMI 349063, 540 nucleotides long. RefSeq lists its product as uncharacterized. The coding region runs from base 1 to 540 and encodes 179 amino acids. The record is from RefSeq and is a predicted model, not a curated record. The transcript has a single exon. NCBI's taxonomy places the organism in Eukaryota, Fungi, Ascomycota, Sordariomycetes, Glomerellales, Glomerellaceae.